CAUACGUCACAAAACACGACAAGAAAACCUGGACACCAACAUUAAACUAAUAACAAAAAAAAUAAAAGAAUCCUAAAUUCGAUCUGAUAAUACGUCUAUUAUAUUAUAUCCCAGGCAAGAAGUUACUGCUAUAGUACUAUAGUAGUAUAAUCUUGGGAGUUUGGUGGUGGUGGUGGUGGUGCUGUGGUGGUGGGCUGGUAAAUCGAGCUUCACCGUUUGUAUACCGUAUGGUUUUUUGCUUUCCGGAUGCAGAGAAGGACGCAGGAAGGAAGCCAGGAAGCCGUGGUUUUAGGCCGUUGAAACAGUAUAGAAUAUUGAAUUCUGGUCUAGUCUAGUCUACUAGUACCAGGCAGCAAGGCCGAGAAGAUAGGAGUAAGUAAUUACAAGCCAAAAGGAGGAAGAAAGAGAAAGCCAGAGUAAAUUCGUUGUGCGGUUUGAAGAAAGGAGACAUGCCCGACUCCAUCACAACAGCAGCAACAACAUCUUCAAUCUUUACCAAAUCCCAAAGAAUGCAGGACUUGCUGAAGGGGGAUGAUCUUAACAAUGCUCGCAUGAUGGCCCCAUGUGUUGAUGAUAGCCAGUCUUGGUGGACUUCUACUAACUCACAAGGGCAACAGUCAUCUCUGUCAAGAAAUUUAACUUUUAAAGCAGCAUCUCCAGUGGAAUGCUUUCAGGGUAAUAAGCAGUUGGGUUUUCACUUUCAAGAUCAAGAAUCGUCUUCCACUCAGUCAACUGGUCAAUCUUGCCCGGAAGUUGCUAGUAUGGAAAAUGAAAAAUACAGAAAAAAUAUUACAUCGGUUCAGCCAGGCUGGUGUGGAUUGCAUGCAAAGCCUGAAGAGGACCCAAGUAAAUCAAGUGUUUUAUUUCAGGAUUACAUUUUUCCUUGUUCAUCAAUUGAUUACAGGCAACAUGCAACCUAUCCUUUUAAUUACACUGAUCCAUACAAUCAUGGGCUAGUUGCUGCUUAUGGCCCUCAUUCUGUGGUACAUUCCCAAAUGAUGGGCAUGACACCUAUUCGUGUGCCGCUUCCUCUCGAUGCUGCACAAGAUGAGCCUAUAUUUGUGAAUGCAAAGCAGUUCAAAGCAAUUAUGAGGCGUAGAGAAUCGCGUGCCAAGCAAGAGGCUCAAAACAAACUGUCAAAAAAUCGAAAGCCUUAUCUCCACGAGUCUCGGCAUCGUCAUGCUUUAAAUAGAGCAAGAGGUUCUGGCGGUCGUUUUCUGAAUACAAAGGAACUGCAGGAGUCCAAGGCCGUUGCCAAGACCAAUGACAAAGAAACCUCCGGUUCCUUGCAGCUCCAGUUGAACAUGGAAACAACGGAACCUGAAGUUUGUCAGACAGGAAAUAAAAAGGAUGGGAUCUCCAUCACUGCCUGCUCGGACAUCACAAGUGCUUCAAAUGGUGAUGAUGCCCUCCAGCGUCAAGACUUCAGGUUCUCUGGGUAUCGACCUCAUGUUGGUAGUUUCGUAGCCAGUGGUGGGAGUGGUAGAACUGGUGGCGUUCAGCAGUUCCUCUCAAUCCGCUGAUGAGAUUGGGGAGUCAAACUUACAGCUGUCCAUGACUCGGCACUUCUCUGAGGAUAUGGCUGCUGGUAAAAGUGGGAAGU
Molecule: messenger RNA, 1603 nt
Organism: Coffea eugenioides
Lineage: Eukaryota; Viridiplantae; Streptophyta; Magnoliopsida; Gentianales; Rubiaceae
Product: nuclear transcription factor Y subunit A-6
Exons: 6
Coding region: 450-1523 (357 amino acids)
Biological process (GO): regulation of transcription by RNA polymerase II
Molecular function (GO): DNA-binding transcription factor activity, RNA polymerase II-specific; RNA polymerase II cis-regulatory region sequence-specific DNA binding
Source: RefSeq, a predicted model, not a curated record